Ilex paraguariensis (yerba mate) is the source of this 231-nucleotide messenger RNA. The record is from the annotation of a GenBank genome assembly. Lineage: Eukaryota; Viridiplantae; Streptophyta; Magnoliopsida; Aquifoliales; Aquifoliaceae.
AUGAAUUUGCAGAGGCGAGUGGCAGAAGCUGAACAAGAAACUCAGAUGGCUUACAAAGAGAUUGACAAAUUGAAGAAGAAACAUGAAAAAGAGAUUAGUGCUUUUAAAAAGUUCCAAGCAGAGUCCCAUUUGUCUAAAGAAGCAUUACGACCUGUUUAUGAUGACUCGAAUGUAGCGGACUAUGAUGAAGUGAAACUCCACAGUCCAGGGUAUGAUCGAUGCAACAUAUAG